GAUGUAAUAAAUGAAAACACUAUUUCGCCAUUAGAGCCCAUCACGGUUCACGGUAGACUUCUAUUUCUUCUAUUUCCAUUGCAGAAAGCUACCAAAUCUGAGUCGUCCACCGCAUCUUCUUCUGCUUUCUUCAUCUCUUUCUUCGUCAGGAUUUAUUAGUCAGGAAGAAUGGACAUAUCUAGUUUGAAUCGUGGGCAAAUCACGCUGAUGGGUGCUUCGGUCUGUGUGAUGCUUACAAUGCAUUUUACAGUGCAGCUCCUAUCACAACAUCUCUUUUACUGGAAGAAUCCAAAAGAGCAGAAAGCUAUAGUAAUUAUUAUCCUUAUGGCUCCAAUCUAUGCCAUUGACUCUUUUGUCGGUUUAGUGGAUGUCAGGGGGAGCAAACCAUUUUUCACCUUUUUGGAAUCAAUUAAGGAAUGUUAUGAGGCUUUGGUGAUUGCAAAAUUUCUGGCACUGAUGUAUAGUUAUUUGAAUAUAUCUAUUAGUAAAAAUAUUGUGCCUGAUGAAAUCAAAGGAAGAGAAAUGCACCAUUCAUUUCCAAUGACUCUAUUCCAGCCUCGCAGUGUCCGACUGAACCACCACACCUUGAAGCUCCUAAAAUACUGGACAUGGCAAUUUGUCGUCAUUCGUCCUGUGUGUUCUAUCUUGAUGAUAAUAUUGCAGAUUCUUGGGGCUUAUCCAUCCUGGUUGAGUUGGACAUUUACUAUCAUUCUCAAUAUUUCAGUUUCACUGGCCUUAUAUUCGCUGGUAUUAUUUUACCAUGUGUUUGCAAAGGAGUUAGCACCUCACAACCCUCUCGCAAAGUUCUUGUGCAUUAAGGGAAUUGUCUUCUUUUGCUUUUGGCAGGGUGUGGUGCUCAACAUACUAGUUGCCGUGGGUGUCAUUAAAUCUCAUCAUUUCUGGUUGGACGUGGAGCAUCUUGAGCAAGCUUAUCAAAAUGUCUUAGUGUGUAUGGAGAUGGUUGUUUUCUCUGUUCUCCAGCAGUAUGCAUACCCUGUCACUCCUUACACCGGGGACACAGCAUCAAAGAUGAAAAACAAUAAGAAGGAUGAAUAAUGUAACAAGGCUUGAAAACAAAACGAUGAGAGACUGCUAUGGAGCUCCUAAGGACAUCCUAUCCUUAUUUCUGUGGGUGGAUGUAUUAUUUGAUUGUAUUGACCAGAAUUGUAGGACACUGUAGAUGAUGAAUGUAUAAAGACAGAUUUGGAACUUCUUUUUGUGCUCGAAUUAAUCCAAUCCUUUUACACUCAAACACGGCCGUUAUGUAUGGCACAGGGAUUGAACUUUACAUGUUUCUACCACUAGAAAAUUUCAGCUAUCAAGCUAUGUAUGAGUGUUGUAAAUUUGUUUCAAUGGAGGAAAAUUGUUUUCCAGUAGGAAAACCUUCAAAUUUGAUGGA
Carica papaya (papaya) is the source of this 1399-nucleotide messenger RNA. RefSeq names its product organic solute transporter ostalpha protein (DUF300). The record is from RefSeq and is a predicted model, not a curated record. Lineage: Eukaryota; Viridiplantae; Streptophyta; Magnoliopsida; Brassicales; Caricaceae.